This is a messenger RNA of Aegilops tauschii subsp. strangulata, 1185 nucleotides long. Lineage: Eukaryota; Viridiplantae; Streptophyta; Magnoliopsida; Poales; Poaceae. The record is from RefSeq and is a predicted model, not a curated record.
AUGGGGACCCACCUGACUAGGGCCAUAGCGUGUGCGGGCGCUGGGUGCGGGCGUGGCGCCCGUGCCCGAGGCCAAACGGGGCUGGCCCCGGACGCAGCCCGCGACGUGGGCACCGGCAGCCAGAACGCCGGCCAGUGGGGGGCGAGCCGCGGUGGAUGGGGCGAGGCCAGGGACGGCGACGGGGCGGCGGUGCCUGAGCUAGUGGCAGAGGCGGGCGACGGCGGGCGAGCCACGGCAAGCAGUGGCGAGGCACGGGCGUGGUUGGAUGCAAAGGCACGCGGAGGCGGGCGUGGUAGGCGUGAUGGGGUGCGGUCAAGGCGCGAGGUGCGGGCGGAGGCCGUGGACGUCGCGGCGGAGCGCGAGCGGGCGCGGGGAGGGGACGUGGUGCGCGGGCGGCGUGCGCGUGUGGAACAGCGUGUGCGCGCGCGGGACGAUGCCGCGGCCGUGAGCGCGUGCGUGAGACAGAAGGAGGAGAGGAGGAGGCUGAGGCUCACAGGGGCCGUAGGGAAAGGGCAAUGGAGCACGGGGAGGAAGCCGGGGACGUCGCGACGCAGGGGAGGACGACGGCGAGGUCCGGGUGGGGGUGGCGCUCCGGCGUCGGCGAUGUGGUCCAACGGCGUCAGAGGCGGGGCGGCGUGGUCGAGGCAGCGCUCCGGGCGGCGGUGGACGGCGAAGGGCGUCAGGGGCGGAGCCGGGUUCGAUCCCCCCUUCCCGAUCCAGAUCGGGAUCGAGAUGUGGGGGCAGACCAGGGAGAGGGCCAUAGUGUGUGCGGGCGCUGGGUGCGGGCGUGGUGCCCGUGUCCGAGGCCGAACGGGGCUGGCCCCGGACGCAGCCCGCGACGUGGGUACCGGCAGCCAGAACGCCGGCCAGUGGGGGGGGGCGAGCCGCGGUGGACGGGGCGAGGCCAGGGACGGCGACGGGGCGGCGGUGCCUGAGCUAGUGGCAGAGGCGGGCGACGGCGGGCGAGCCACGGCAAGCAGUGGCGAGGCGCGGGCGUGGCUGGAUGCAAAGGCACGCGGAGGCGGGCGUGGUAGGCGUGGCGGGGCGCGGUCAAGGCGCGAGGUGCGGACGGAGGCCGUGGACGUCGCGGCGGAGCGCGAGCGGGCGCGGGGAGGGGACGUGGUGCGCGGGGGCGUGCGCGUGUGGAACGGCGUGUGCGCGCGCGGGACGAUGCCGCGACCGUGA